CUUGAGCGGCUCUGGUGGUGUGGGUGUUGACCCGCUGUUCUUCGUUGGGUGCCGGGCUUCUCAGAUCCUCGCUGGUCAGUAUUGCUGAAUAUGAGACGGUCUGCAGCACCAAGUCAGUUGCAGGGAAAUUCCUUUAAAAAACCAAAGUUUAUACCACCAGGAAGAAGUAAUCCAGUUCCAAAUGAAGAACUUAAGAAGUUGAAUCCAGAUAUAAAAUUAUGUAAGGGUGCUGCAAAUAAUGAUACCUUUCUCCAGUCACAAAAUGAACCUAGAAUAUGCAGUUUAAAUCUUCUGCCUACUGAAGAAGGUACUAGGGAAAUUAAUCACAGUGAUAAUCCUAGUGGCAAAUACUGUUUUGAAGUAUCUGCAAUGACGGCAUUUGAACCACCUUGUACGGUGCAAACUUGGAUGAGGAGGCACAGGCUGGUACCAGUUCACUACAGGUAAUGUUGGAUCACCAUCCUGUG
Molecule: messenger RNA, 467 nt
Organism: Tupaia belangeri chinensis (Chinese tree shrew)
Lineage: Eukaryota; Metazoa; Chordata; Mammalia; Scandentia; Tupaiidae
Product: DNA repair and recombination protein RAD54B-like
Exons: 4
Coding region: 91-447 (118 amino acids)
Source: RefSeq, a predicted model, not a curated record